Messenger RNA from Drosophila albomicans, 1171 nucleotides. Its product is annotated as alpha-tocopherol transfer protein. The transcript has 5 exons. The coding region runs from base 143 to 1015 and encodes 290 amino acids. Gene Ontology annotation, molecular function: phosphatidylinositol bisphosphate binding. NCBI's taxonomy places the organism in Eukaryota, Metazoa, Arthropoda, Insecta, Diptera, Drosophilidae. Gene Ontology annotation, cellular component: membrane. The record is from RefSeq and is a predicted model, not a curated record.
AAUCAGUUGCAGUCGCGAAUUAGCGUCGUACAGACGCGCUUUUUUACAUUGUCUCGCUCUCUUCGCAUUUAUUUUCUGUGUUUGUUUUUGUUCUGUUAUUGUUAUAUUGUUUUUGUUGUUUUGAGUUUUGUGUGAAGAAAGAAUGGUGCACAGCAAAAAGGAUGAUGAUGAACAUCAGCUGCUGAUGGCUCAACGCCUGAUCGAGUUUGAAAAGUUGAUCAAAGCGCAGCCGCAGCUGCCCCACAAUAUUUCGUCCACAUUGUUGCGUCGUUUUGUGCACACGACGCGCGGCGAUUUGGCUGCCGCACAGCGUCUGUUGGAGCUGAACUAUGCGCAGCGCAACAAGCAUGCCCACAUCUUCAUUGAUCGCGAUCCCAUGGAUGCCAGUUCGCAGCAGUUGUUGCAAGUCGCUGAUCUGGUGCCGCUGCCCGGCCUGACGCCGGAGAACAACAAGCUGCUAUUUUAUCGUCUCAUCGACUACGAUGCCGACAAGUUCAACUUUACGGCCAGCAUUAAGGUGUUCUUCAUGGUGGCCGACUGUCGCUUUGCCACAGAGACUGAGGGACGUCUGUCGGACGGUGAGAUACCGAUUUUCGAUAUGGCCGGCUACACUUUGCGGCAUCUGACGAAGACGGCGUUAAGUGCGCUGCGUGUGUACAUGAAAUUUGUGCAGGAGGCGCAUCCGGUGCGCUUGAAGGAGAUUCAUGUGAUCAAUUGUCCGUCGUAUCUGGACAAAGUGUUGACUGUAGUGAAGCCGUUCAUCAAGAGCGAGGUCUUCAAGCUGAUACACUUCCAUUUGCCCAAUGCGGAUACGCCGUACGACCAUUUUCCACGGGCCAUGAUGCCCGAGGAAUACGGUGGCAAUGCGGGUAAAAUGUCGGAUCUGAAGCAACACUGGAUGCAGUUGCUGCAACAGCAUCGAGAAUAUCUGAUGGAUGCCGGCAAUUGGCGACUCAACAAGUGCAAUGACAAAAAGAAGCCGACGCAGAGCCUCAAGACGCUGGAGAUUGAUUAGUUUACACGCUUUAACUUUAACCCCUCCCCCCUUUUAGCCUUAGUUUAUACUUUGUACUUAUAUUUUUCCUGUAUAUAUACAUUUAUAUAUAUAUAUAUAUAUCUGCCCUGCUGCUACUGCUGGGCAAUUCCCCCAGUCGGGCUUGGUUAAUGUAAA